Messenger RNA from Haplochromis burtoni (Burton's mouthbrooder), 2180 nucleotides. Its product is annotated as BTB/POZ domain-containing protein 6-B. The coding region runs from base 299 to 1756 and encodes 485 amino acids. The transcript is spliced from 5 exons. Lineage: Eukaryota; Metazoa; Chordata; Actinopteri; Cichliformes; Cichlidae. The record is from RefSeq and is a predicted model, not a curated record. Gene Ontology annotation, biological process: neurogenesis. Gene Ontology annotation, cellular component: cytosol. Gene Ontology annotation, molecular function: protein binding.
UGGUGUUCAUGAAAACGUUUGCGGUUGCUCGAUGGCUGCGUUCUUUCCCCGCGCUCUGCUGCCCUCUUGCAGUGCGGAGCGGUGGUGAAGACGGUACUACAGUGUAAGAUGGCGGCCGGAGGCAGGCUGCAGCGAUCUGCUCGUUUUUAACGAUUACGGCGGAAGGACGCGGGGACGGCAGACGUCACACAGGUAACCCGCAUACCAAAGGUCCAUGACACGCGCCACAGGUCCAACGCUGAGAAUCUGCAGGCUGCGAUGCUGUGACUGCUGACUCUGCCCGCUUUCUGAGGAGGACAUGGCAGCCGAGCUGUUCUCCACCAGUCUCCCUCAAGACGAAGAGGUGGAGGUUCUGGAGGUGAAGAAGAGCUUCAUUCAGGUGAGCGACCUGCAGCUGACUGCCGAAGAUAUCUGUGGAGACAGCGGCAUUGCUGCCUCACAGCCAAAUAACCAUGACGGGAACCCGGAGGAAACAGACAGCUGGCAAGCUUCCCACCCCACCCUCAGAGAAAGGAACGCUCUGAUGUUCAACAAUGAGCAGAUGGCUGAUGUCCACUUCAUUGUCGGUUCUUCAGGAGAGACUCAGACAGUGCCUGCUCAUAAGUACGUCCUGGCAGUGGGCAGCUCGGUGUUUGGAGCCAUGUUUUAUGGAGAUCUGGCAGAGGGACAGUCUGUGAUCCAGAUCCCUGAUGUUGAGCCGGCUGCUUUUCUCAUCCUCUUAAAGUACAUGUACAGCGAUGAGAUUGAGUUGGAGGCUGAUACGGUGCUCGCCACGCUGUAUGCUGCUAAGAAGUAUAUUGUCCCUGCUCUGGCGAGGGCCUGCGUAGCCUUCUUGGAGACGAGCCUUGAGGCAAAGAAUGCCUGCGUGCUGCUGUCUCAGAGCCGGCUGUUUGAGGAGCCGGAACUGACGCAGCACUGCUGGGAGGUGAUCGACGCUCAAGCUGAACUCGCUCUGCGCUCUGAAGGUUUCUGUCAGAUCGACUUGCUCACGCUGGAGAUAAUCCUGCAGAGAGAAACACUCAACACCCGCGAGAUCGUGGUGUUUCAGGCACUGCUGUGCUGGGCGGCGGCAGAGUGUCGGCGGCAGGGCUUGACAGUGAACCCCAGGAAUCAACGCACGGUGCUUGGUAAGGCCCUGUACCUGGUCCGAUUCCCUUCCAUGACACUGCAGGAGUUUGCAGAUGGGGCAGCGCAGUCGGAUGUGUUGACGCUCAAAGAGGCCCACGACGUCUUUCUGUGGUUCACUGCUACCAACAAACCCAGGCUGGAAUUCCCCACUGUGAAGCGGGCGGGGCUACUGCCACAGAGGUGCCACCGCUUCCAAUCCUCAGCCUACCGGAGUAACCAGUGGCGCUACAGGGGGCGCUGUGACAGCAUCCAGUUUGCCGUGGAUCGCAGGAUUUUUGUAGCUGGACUUGGUCUGUAUGGUUCCAGUGGUGGGAAGGCAGAGUACGUUGUGAGGAUUGAAUUGAAGAGGCAGGGAACUGUUCUAGCCCAGAAUCUCAACAAGUUUCUGUCAGAUGGGUCAAGCAGCACCUUCCCGGUGUGGUUCGAGCACCCGGUGCAGGUAGAGCAGGACACCUUCUACACAGUCAGUGCCGUCCUGGACGGAAACGAGCUGAGUUACUUUGGCCAGGAGGGGAUGACUGAAGUGCAGUGUGGGAAAGUGACCUUCCAGUUCCAGUGCUCAUCAGACAGUACCAAUGGCACUGGGGUGCAGGGGGGGCAGAUCCCAGAGCUCAUCUUCUACUGUUGAACUGGACCCAGGGACUCAAGCCAACAGGCAGGAAGUCGGAGCCUGGAGCUCAGAUUCAAUCAACGGACCUGGCAAUUGGAAAUUGGCAGCUGAUUGAACAAUGCCGUGGACCUGAGAGCUGAUUGGCUGUCAGGUUUUUAGAAGUGUUUGGUGUAUAUUAAAGUCUCCUGAAUAUUUGAGAAAAUGAAUAAAGGAAGUUGUAGUUUUUCUGCUGCUGCCACUAGAUGUGGCUAUGUGGUCUCACAAUGUGGGGGAUUUUCAACUUUUUUUGUGCUGUGGAUAAUGAAUUUUACUUGUUGUGUUCAAGGUCACAUGUGUAAAAUGGAAAUAAAAAAUUUGAAUGCAACAACAAAUUAUUUCAAGCCUGUAUUCAGUAGAAAAGCAUUGCAGACAAAAAAUAUAAAGUUGAAACUGAUAAAUGUGA